Molecule: messenger RNA, 1424 nt
Organism: Dermacentor andersoni
Lineage: Eukaryota; Metazoa; Arthropoda; Arachnida; Ixodida; Ixodidae
Product: interleukin enhancer-binding factor 2 homolog
Biological process (GO): positive regulation of DNA-templated transcription
Cellular component (GO): catalytic step 2 spliceosome
Molecular function (GO): DNA binding; double-stranded RNA binding
Source: RefSeq, a predicted model, not a curated record
UAACGCAAGCAAUCCAGAAGCCGAUCCUUAGAAGACAUUUUCAUUGAGAUUUUGUGCGUGUCGGCGUCAGUCUUUUGUAGUCGUCGGCUGCUCCGUUACAACAAGGUUCAUCAAAAUGAGAGGCGGAAUGAGAGGAAGGGGGCGAGCUGGUCGCCCAGGAGGGAUGUUUAAGCCAAAGGUGUUUGUUCCACACCUGCCCUUUGACUUCUACGUGUGUGAGCAGCAGUUUCAGAGGGUAAAACCUGCAGCUGAUGAUAAUGCCCUAACUCAGGCCCUUCUGAAGAAAAACCAGGACCUGACUCCAACAUCUGCAGAGCAAACCUCAAUUCUGAAUCUCAUGAACAAGAUUCAGUCUGUGCUGGACACGCUGAUAGUUUCUCCAAAAACUCUUGAUGCGUGUCAAAUCGAAGAAGUCCGCCAAGUGGGCUCCUUCAAGAAGGGCACCAUGAUGAUAGGCAACAACGUCGCAGACAUCGUCGUCAUUCUGAAGACACUUCCAACAGGUGAAGCAGUCCAAGCUUUGGCAAACAAAGUCCAGGAAGACGUGAAAGCUACGGAUCCCAGCUUAAAAUUAACACAUCAAAUGACAGAAGCUGGCUUCGAUCUCAAGCUUCCCGAUGGUGCCACAGCAAAAGUUUUAAUUAGCACCAUUCUUCAAAACCUGAACAAGUUGGACCCUGAACUGCAUUUGAAGCAGAAGCUUCAGCAGAACCACCUGACUGCGAUCCGGCACUCGCGCUGGUUUGAAGAGAAUGCCCACCACUCGAGCAUCAAGGUGCUGAUCCGCAUCUUGCGGGACCUGCGGAACCGUUUUGAGGGCUUCCAGCCGCUCACACCGUGGAUUAUUGAUCUCCUGGCCCAUUACGCCAUCAUGGUUCACCCAAGCCGACAGCCUCUGCCAAUUAAUAUUGCUUUCAGGCGAGUCUUGCAGCUGCUGGCUGCGGGCUUGUUCCUGCCCGGUUCUGCUGGCAUUCCAGACCCUUGUGAAGGAGGAGGUACUUUCCGGGCACACACUGUCAUGAGCCUCGAGCAGCAGGAUUUAGUCUGCCUGACUGCCCAGAACCUGCUGCGCAUCCUUUCCCAUGGAGGGUACAAAAGCAUCCUGGGAAUUGGCGGACCAAAAAAGGUUGACACAGAGACGACAGUGUUGGAGGGAGUUGUGAUUACGCCACUGAACACUGUGUAUGAGAAGUUCACAGAGAAGAAAGAGGAUGAGGAAAUGGAUCAGGAGGAGGAGGACAAGAUGGAAACACAAGAGCAGUAAUCCUGAGAAAAGAAAGCACUUGGACAUUGACAUCUUCUCCCAUUGGUUUUGUGUUUAAGAACGCUUCCAUCAUCAUCAAACCACACAAGUGGCAUGACCCUCUCUGUUUCGUCAACCGUUGGGCCCAUGAACAGAGAAAUAAAGUAUGCUAUAAAAUCUA